AUGAAUCUACUUUUAGGACACGCUAAGACAAUGGAGUCAUGUAUGGUACAAACCUGCACCUCGGCAGCUACAGCUAACUCAUCAGCCUUUUUGUUCACUCAACUAAUUCAGGCCCUAUUGGUCGCUCAAUGCUCUAUAAAGAGCCAGCACAACUACCCGGCCGACCGUACCCAAGAGAUUCUCGAUCAAAACCUGGACUUUGACUUCAUAGUAGCCGGGGGUGGCUCAGCUGGUUCAGUAUUGGCCAAUCGUCUGACCGAGAAUCCCAACUGGCGUGUCCUUCUUGUCGAACGAGGUGAUGACCCCUCGCUCACAAGCGAUAUUCCUGGCCUGUUUUUGCUGCUUCAGCAUACACCCGAGGAUUACGGCUAUAAAGUAGAGCCAAACGAAUAUUCAUGCCUGGGUAUGCGAAACAAGCGCUGCUCUUGGCCCACAGGCAAGGCUCUUGGAGGCAGUUCGGUAAUAAAUGGGAUGUUAUACGUUCGAGGCACUAAACAAGAUUUUGAUGGCUGGAAGGAUCAGGGCAAUGAUGGCUGGGGCUACGAGGACGUGCUCCCAUAUUUCCUUAAGAUCGAGAAUUAUCACCCAGAGGUAGUUGCCAAAUACGGUGGUACAUUUGGAACUGGAGGACCACUUACGCUCAGGCCUUACAAUUACUCGGUGUCCGGGGCCCAGGAUUUGCUCCUCGAAGCAGCCAAAGAGUUGAGAAUACCGGUCUUGGACAUGUUCAACAAAGAAGAGAAUAUUGGAUUUGGCAAGGCUUAUGGUGCUUUGGAAAACGGGGUUCGCCAGAACGACGCCAAGGCCUAUCUCAAUCCGAUUAGGGACAGGAGUAACCUUUACGUUAUGAAGUCAGCUAGAGUGGAUUCAGUAGUGAUGGCUGGAAAAAGGGCCACUGGUGUAAAAGUGACACUAAAGAGUGAACAAGUGGAGCUGAAGGCAAAGAAAGAAGUGAUAGUUUCGUCGGGAGCACUCGCUUCUCCACAUAUCCUCAUGCUGUCAGGUAUCGGACCCCGAGAAGAACUGGAGCGCCAUAACGUAGAAUUGGUUGGCGAUCUUCCAGUUGGAAAACAUUUGCAGAACCACUUGAUUUGGAUGGGAGUUUACCUGACGUUCUUAAACAAAAGCACCCAGGCUUCUAAUACACAAGAGCGUAUAUUAGACUGGACGUACGAGUACUUAUUGCACCGUAAAGGAGAAUUCUCCACGGUAGGUGGUACAGAUCUCCUUGGAUUUUUAAAUACUAAAAAUCAAAAUGCUAACUAUCGCAAUAUCCAAUUCCAUUUUGCCCAUAUACCACAAAACCAACCAGAAAAAAUAGCCACAGUCGGGAGAGCCUUUAACUUUGCGGAGGAUUUGGUGUCUGACAUGCUACAACUCAAUUUGGAAUCUGACAGCAUAGUAGUGGGCUCGAUUUUACUGCAUCCUAAAAGUAUAGGACAGUUAAAACUAAAAAGUAAAUAUCCCAAAGAUCAAAUUGAAAUUCACGCGACCUAUUUGGAUAAUCAAGAGGAUAUCGACCAGAUGCUCGAAGGACUAGACAUAGCUCGUGGUCUACUAAAGACGAAACCAUUCAAAGAUUUAGACGCUAAACUACAUCGUUUCAACAUUGCCGGCUGUGCAGCAUAUCCAACAGAUUCUCGAGAAUACUGGGAGUGUAACAUGAGGUAUACAACUUCUACCGCUUACCAUCCAACGGGAAGUUGCAAAAUGGGACCGAAUAGUAAACAUUCAGUCGUUGAUAAUCAUUUGAAGGUACAUGGCGUUGAAGGGUUGCGUGUAAUCGACGCUUCCAUUAUGCCAGAGAUCACCAGUGGUAAUACACACGCACCAGUUUUGAUGAUAGCCGAGAAGGGUGCUGAUAUGAUAAAGAAGGAGUGGACGGUAAAAACUGAACUGUAG
Copidosoma floridanum is the source of this 1902-nucleotide messenger RNA. Its product is annotated as glucose dehydrogenase [FAD, quinone] pseudogene. Lineage: Eukaryota; Metazoa; Arthropoda; Insecta; Hymenoptera; Encyrtidae. The record is from RefSeq and is a predicted model, not a curated record.